This is a messenger RNA of Cygnus olor (mute swan), 648 nucleotides long. Its product is annotated as loricrin-like. NCBI's taxonomy places the organism in Eukaryota, Metazoa, Chordata, Aves, Anseriformes, Anatidae. Bases 176 to 472 code for a protein of 98 amino acids. The transcript is spliced from 2 exons. The record is from RefSeq and is a predicted model, not a curated record.
AACAGAGGGUGGUUUGGUGGGAAUUGGGUAUUAAAUUAAUGGAUCGCUGUGACAGAGAGCUGUCUCAUUUCCGGGGAAAGGGAUCUGAGAUCUCUAUAAAACUGCCCCUGCCCCGGAGAUCUUCAUUUCCUCCUUUCGCCUUCUUCUCAAGCUCAGGCCACCCCAGCACACAAGGAUGUGCUCCCGCCAGGAGAAGGACCACUGCCAUAAGCAGGAGCGCUACGUCCAACAGAGCAGCGGUUGCUGCCACAGCUCUGGUGGCGGCUGCCACAGCUCCGGCGGCGGUGGCGGCUGUCACAGCUCCGGCGGUGGCGGCGGCUGUCACAGCUCCGGCGGUGGCGGCUGUCACAGCUCCGGUGGCGGUGGCUGUCACAGCUCUGGUGGCUCCGGCUGCCACGGGAAGCCGCAGGUGGUGUACCACCAGCAGCAGCAGCAGCAGGUCCACCAGCUGCCCUCGCAGAAGCUGAAGUGAUGGAGCAUCCCGUGCGGCCCCGCUGUGGCAGCAGAGCCCACGCACAGACCAGCUCCGUGCAGCCUCCCCGAAGCUCUGCACGCCCCGGGGCACCCAGCUGCACCCCAUCAGCUCUGCCCCCAAGCUGCAGCUGCCUGGGAUGGGCAUCGCUCCUGCUUCCCCGCCACCUGAGCCAC